Penicillium arizonense is the source of this 1320-nucleotide messenger RNA. RefSeq lists its product as uncharacterized. The transcript has 3 exons. NCBI's taxonomy places the organism in Eukaryota, Fungi, Ascomycota, Eurotiomycetes, Eurotiales, Aspergillaceae. The coding region runs from base 1 to 1320 and encodes 439 amino acids. The record is from RefSeq and is a predicted model, not a curated record.
AUGCAAACCCCGGAACCCCGAGAAACGACUCUACAUACACCCAACAUUCCCUCUACCUCCGUUUUGGUUCCUCCGGUCAAUGCAAGCCAGGUCGGUCUCGCCUGGAAUGAACGCUGGCACUUGGAUCUCUUCCGCAAAUUCACAGUGCACCAAUGUUCUGAAUAUUUCGAAGACACCUUUUGGUGCAGUUUUAUUCACCAAGUUCUGGAAACCCAACCCGCAGCUCGAUAUGCAGCCAUAGCAUUCAGUGCCCGACAUUGGCAAUACGAUCAGGUCGAAACAAAUCAGAUCGCUGACCGCGAAAGUAUCCUGGCUCUCCAGCAUUCGUCCAAGGCAGUUUCAUGUCUUCGAAAAAGCUUGAUUAACGACACGCCUGAUCGCGCACACAGGGAAACAGUCCUCGUCACUUGUUUGAUCUUGACCAUGUUGGCUCUAUUCCAGGAGGAUAAAUAUGCUGCUCGCUGUCAUUUCCUUUCCGGUUAUAAAUUGUUCCAGUAUUGGGAAGCUGUGGACUACGAUGUGAGCCCGAAUGGUCGGGCUCUGAAGCAGGCGUUUGUUCAGCUGCACUUGCACUAUAUGACUUCCAAUAAUCCUAGAUUAUUUGUUGAUAACCAGCGCUUAGUUUCCCCUCAAGUUACCGACAUAUCUACCAAUGUGCCUUUGAGUGGUGAUGCAAUGACAAGAGCUCAGCGCUUUGUGAGGGUCAUUGCGCGAGUGGUUAUGCAGUGUCUUCCUUAUGGUGGAUUCUGCAUCGGGCCUGCAGGCUGGGCUCUUGGCCGCGGCGCAACGACUCUUUUAUGUGUGCUUCGGAUGUGGAGAAGUCAGCUCAAGUCUUAUUCCAUGCAAGGAGGAGUUCUGUCGGGCUUUGACCAUGAUAUUCUUACUUUACUGGAAUUAUGGACCGUGGUUAUUGAUAUCAAGCUGGCUGUCUGCGAUAGCUCUGAACCCCUCGAAGUGGCAUAUGAUGAUUAUGUUGAGCAGUUUCGAAACGUGAUCGAGAUGGCAGAGUCACUGCUACAAUUACAAUCCAAUGUGGAGGCUACCUUGCCGGCAAUUAUUAUCAAAACCUCUCUUGUGCCUGCUCUGCUAUGGUGUGGAGUGAAGUGUCGCGACUCUCUAAUACGAGAUGACAUUAUUCGACUCCUAGAUCGAGCGAAAGGGCAAGAUACUGCGAUAUCUGCAAUAUUAUUGGCAUUACAGAGAGUGAUAGAAUACGAGUCAGAGGAUGUGAAGUUGGGAACCACAAUCCCGGAUACAGCUCGCGUCGGCUCAGUGCAGCUUAACAUCCAACCAGGGCAAGACCAAGUUGAUCUCUGCUAG